This is a messenger RNA of Andrographis paniculata, 1221 nucleotides long. RefSeq names its product methanol O-anthraniloyltransferase-like. Bases 1 to 1221 code for a protein of 406 amino acids. Gene Ontology annotation, molecular function: acyltransferase activity, transferring groups other than amino-acyl groups. NCBI's taxonomy places the organism in Eukaryota, Viridiplantae, Streptophyta, Magnoliopsida, Lamiales, Acanthaceae. The transcript has 4 exons. The record is from RefSeq and is a predicted model, not a curated record.
AUGGCUUCUGUCCGAAUGGAUCAUAUGGAAAACAAUAUUCUUGUUGGCCUAUUAUUGUCACACCUUAUAACUUACCUCCAGAACACGGAAGAACCGGAAACUCAUGAUUUCUAUCCGCUUUCUAGCAGGGUCUUUGAAGGGCAGAACCGGAAACUCAUGAUUGUUUGUAAUAAUGAAGGGGUUUUGUUCAUCGAAGCCAAAGCAAAUGUAAAGCUCAAGCAGCUCGGAGAUGGGCUUCGGCCGCGAUUCCCAUUCUUGGAGAAGCUUUUGGCUAAUGUACCUGGCUCGGAUACCAUCGUUGGUACCCCUCUCCUUCGUUUUCAAGUAACAAGAUUCAUCUGUGGAGGAUUUUCCUUGGGCAUUUUUUGGAACCACACCAUAGCAGAUGGUGCUGGUCUAAUGCAGUUUCUAACAGCAAUCUGCGAGCUGGCAAAAGGCGCGGCGGCGCUGUCUGUGCCGCCAGUCUGGCAGCGGGAAGUUCUCAACGCAAGAUCUCCGCCAAAGAUCACAUGUGUACACAACGAAUACGCUCAAAAAACCCCUUCAUACACUAAAAAUCCACCGCGCAAUCUCGUGUACCCUUACAACACUUUUGUUCUCACAUCAGUCUUUUUUGGCCCGAAAGAAAUCCAAGCCCUUUCUAACAAACUUCCAACAUCCUCAAUGUUCGACUUGAUAACCGCAUGCUUGUGGAACUGUCGCACGGCGGCACUCCAACCACAUCCGGACGACAUAGUCCGUAUUUCAAUUCUUACCAACGUGCGCGAUCCAAAGUUUGGAUUGCGCAUGCCACGAGGAUACUAUGGCAAUGCAAUUGCUUAUCCCGCGGCGAUAUCAAAGGCUAACAUUUUGUGUGCAUCGCCAUUGUCAUAUGGCGCGGACUUGAUUCGGAGGGCAAAACUUAAAUUGAGCAAAGAGUAUGUGAAGUCUGUCGCGGAUCUUAUGGUGAUAAAAGGAAGGCCAAAGUACGUGGAAGCAUGGAACUUCAUUGUAUCGGACUUUCGAAGCUUGGGGCUCGACAAUAUCGAUUUUGGAUGGGGAAAUGCCCGGUUAGGGGGGAUUCCGUGGGCGACGCCAGAGAUUAGUGUCUACGGAAAUUAUAGAGAGAAUGGUGAAGGGGAAAAAGGAGUUGUAGUUCCCAUAUGCUUGCCAUCGAUGGCCAUGGAGAAGUUUCAAUAUGAGAUGAAGAAGAUGACAAUAGAACCUGUUUCGAAAAUUUAG